Molecule: messenger RNA, 1164 nt
Organism: Dovyalis caffra
Lineage: Eukaryota; Viridiplantae; Streptophyta; Magnoliopsida; Malpighiales; Salicaceae
Source: the annotation of a GenBank genome assembly
AUGGAAGUGAAAGCAAGAGCUCCAGGAAAGAUCAUUCUUUCCGGUGAACAUGCAGUUGUUCAUGGAUCCACUGCUGUUGCUGCAUCCAUUGAUCUAUGCACCUAUGUUUCCCUUCAAGUUCCCCCUUGUACUGGGCAUGAUGACAGACUGACAAUCCAGCUCAAGGAUAUGGCUUUAGAAUUUUCAUGGCCAAUUGGAAGAAUCAGAGAAGCACUAUCUAGCUUAGGAGGUCCUUUCCCAGCAACUCCCACAUCCUGCUCUACAGAAUCAUUCAAGUUAAUUUUAGCUUUGGUUGAAGAGCAAAAAAUUCCAGAGGCAAAAAUAGCUCUUGCUUCUGGAGUGUCUGCUUUUCUGUGGCUAUACACAUCAAUCUUGGGAUUUAAACCUGCCACCGUAGUUGUUACUUCUGACCUUCCGCUGGGUUCCGGUCUAGGUUCAUCUGCCGCACUUUGUGUUGCAUUCUCGGCAGCUCUUCUUGCUUGCGCAGACUCUGUGAACACGGACAUGAAACAAGAAGGGUGGUCAGUGUUUGGGGAGUCUGAGCUUGAAUUAUUGAACAAAUGGGCUUUUGAAGGUGAAAAGAUAAUUCAUGGAAAGCCAUCUGGGAUUGACAACACUGUUAGCACUUAUGGCAACAUGAUCAAGUUCAGGUCAGGUAAUCUAACACGCAUCAAGUCCAGCAUGCCACUCAAAAUGCUUAUUACUAACACAAAAGUUGGGAGGAACACAAAAGCACUGGUUGCUGGUGUUUCAGAAAGAACCUUAAGACACCCUGAUGCCAUGACCUCGGUUUUUAAUGCUGUUGAUUCCAUCAGUAAGGAAUUGGCUGAUGUCAUCCAGACACCUGCUCCAGAUGAUCUGUCCAUAAUUACUAAGGAAGAGAAGCUACAAGAGUUAAUGGAAAUGAAUCAGGGUUUGCUCCAGUGCAUGGGGGUAAGCCAUUCUUCUAUAGAAACUGUUCUUCGAACAACGUUGAAAUACAACUUAGCUUCUAAGUUGACUGGAGCUGGGGGAGGUGGCUGCGUGCUGACACUGUUGCCGACCUUACUGUCAGAAACAAUUGUAGAUAAAGUAAUUGCUGAGCUGGAGUCUUGCGGAUUCCAAUGUUUGAUUGCUGGAAUUGGCGGGAACGGUGCUGAGAUUUGCUUUAGUGCUUCAUCCUGA